AUGCUGAUGAAAACGCGCCGUUAUGCUGACUGUGCUCCUGCUCUAGGACCGACUACCGUGUAUAUUCCACAGUGCCUGAAGAACUUUUCCAACCAAAUGACGACUCGUAAGAGCAUGAAUGCUGGGUUAGUCGUAGACGAAGUGAUGGUAAUAGAGUCGGUUGCAAUUGCGGACGAACCUGUGACGGUGGUCCAGGUCAACACGGUCAUGAUGCUCAUUCGGGGUUAUGUUAUGAUGAAUUUGCGCAUUCGUGAAAACCUGUUUAAACAUUCAUUUCCUCUUCAGUUUUACUUUUUCAUAGCCAUUCCGAAAUGGGGCUAUUUCGACCCGUCAGCUACCUUUGGCUCGGCAAACGUUUCCGUGGUAUUGCAGGUGUCGUUGCAGCUUGGAAUGACCGUGGCGAAAUUCGAAUCGUCAAACGGUUCACCGACGUUCGAUCCACAAUACAGUAGAAAAGUGAUGUUCAUGUUGUUAGAGCUUCACUCUACGACAGAAGCCCACGGCGAGAAAUUGGCUUUUAAUGUCGCCAUAGACAUCAUCAGUGCGCCGCUGGUUAUAGACGAACUGAAAUGUUAUGGAUGGCAACAGCACGCUCCGAAAUCGAAUGAAAAUUACACACUUGCCAUUUUAACAGGAAUCACUUCCUGUGCCGGAAAUGGAACAUCGAAGACCUCAGUUUCGACUAGGUCCAAGAAAAUUUCUUACGGAAUCAUAAAAGUGAGGCAGUACGGAAUAAAUGUAGACAAAAAGCCACAGGUGAUUAAAUAUAAAGAAGCAUUUUCUCAGAAACAAGCAACAAAAGAGAACAUAAUAGACGGUCGUAUGUGA
Soboliphyme baturini is the source of this 828-nucleotide messenger RNA. NCBI's taxonomy places the organism in Eukaryota, Metazoa, Nematoda, Enoplea, Dioctophymatida, Soboliphymatidae. The record is from the annotation of a GenBank genome assembly.